Molecule: messenger RNA, 1110 nt
Organism: Cladophialophora psammophila CBS 110553
Lineage: Eukaryota; Fungi; Ascomycota; Eurotiomycetes; Chaetothyriales; Herpotrichiellaceae
Exons: 2
Coding region: 1-1110 (369 amino acids)
Source: RefSeq, a predicted model, not a curated record
AUGUAUCGUGGUCUUGUGCAGUCGGCUCUACUUGCCAGCUCUGCCUUGAGUAUUUUUGCUGCCGCGAAUCCGGUACUGCCUCGUGCCGACUCUUCGACCGGUUGGGGAACUUCCACUGGCUGGGGCUAUGGGUCUGGUGUCGGGAGCACACCCGUUGGAGGAUGUUCAGCGGGCCCUACGACUACCUUGACAGUUACGUUCCCGGGAGGUCCAAGUUCUUGCCCAGCUCUUCCGCCGCCAUCUACAAUCACCGUGAGCACUUGUCCUGGAACCACCCCAGUAGGUGGAGUUACCGGCUGUUCAAACUCGCCUCCCUUCACAAUUACGGUCACGACUGGAAGCCAAUGCCCACCCACCACACCAGUUGGGCCAGGAAACUCUUGCCCGACUGUGCCGCCCUCUACUAUCACUGUAGGCUCCAAUUGCCCUCCAAGUCAACCAUGCAGCGUACCAUCAACAAUCACAGUGACUGAGAGACAGAACUGCCCUCUGCCCACUGGUGGAAGCACCACCACUGUCACAGUGACCAGCCCGUCAACUUGUCCAGUCUGCUCGCCACCCAGCUCCCCUGUUGGCCCUUGUGCUACCUCGACCGUGGUAAGCACUCUGACUUCUACAACAACAGUGGGCGGUGGAAUCUCAACAACCACAGUUAUUAUCCCGGCCCGGACCAUCACCGAAGGCACCACCGUUGUUUCCACCAUUCUCGGUCCUGGCGAGACUACUACCGUCUUCUCUACCAUCCCAGGUCCAGUUCAGACAACCACUCUGGUAUCUACGGUUCAAGCCCCUAGCCAAACUGCCACUGUUGUUUCCACGGUUCAGGCUCCCGGCCAAACCACCACAGUUGUGUCCACAGUUCGCGGCCCAGUUGAGACCACGACCGUUGUUUCAACAGUUCAAGUUCCAGCUUCGACUACUACAGUCAUUUCGACAGUCCCAGGCCCUAUCCAGACACAAACCGUCACCACCACAGAGGUUGGGCCAGGACAGACGUCCACUAUCACACGCACUCUCACAGUGCCAAACAGCCCUCCAUCCACAGUGACGACCACAGUAUCCCAGCCUUGCGGCAUUGGGCAGACAGUCACCGUCACUGGACCAACGUAA